Messenger RNA from Rattus rattus (black rat), 972 nucleotides. Its product is annotated as olfactory receptor 4K5. Gene Ontology annotation, cellular component: membrane. Gene Ontology annotation, molecular function: G protein-coupled receptor activity; olfactory receptor activity. The transcript has a single exon. Gene Ontology annotation, biological process: G protein-coupled receptor signaling pathway. Bases 1 to 972 code for a protein of 323 amino acids. The record is from RefSeq and is a predicted model, not a curated record. Lineage: Eukaryota; Metazoa; Chordata; Mammalia; Rodentia; Muridae.
AUGGAUAGCACCAAUUAUUCAGCGGUGUCUGAGUUUGUGCUGCUUGGACUCUCUCGUUCUCGGGAACUUCAGAUUUUCUACUUUGUUUUCUUCUCUGCGUUGUAUAUUGUCAUUGUUUUAGGAAACCUCCUCAUCAUCAUAGCUGUGACUUCUGACAGCAGCCUGCACUCCCCGAUGUAUUUCCUCCUGGGAAAUCUUUCCUUUUUUGACAUUUGCCAGGCUUCUUUUGCUACACCUAAAAUGAUUGUAGACUUUCUGAGUGAACACAAGACUAUAUCCUUCACUGGCUGCAUAGCCCAAAUUUUCUUCAUUCACCUCUUUACAGGAGGGGAGAUGGUAAUCCUAGUCUCCAUGGCCUAUGAUAGAUACGUGGCCAUAUGCAAGCCUCUACACUAUAUGAUCAUCAUGAACCAUAGUACAUGUACUGCCUUGGUAUUACUCUCCUGGGCUGUGGGCUUGGUACACACAUUGAGCCAGUUAUCAUUUACUGUCAAACUGGCAUUUUGUGGACCCAAUGAAGUAGACAGCUUUUUUUGUGACCUUCCUCGAGUGGUCAAACUUGCCUGCAUUGACUCAUACGUUACGGAAAUACUAAUUGUGGUAAACAGUGGAAUUCUUUCCUUAAGCACUUUCUCUCUCUUGGUGAGCUCCUAUGUCAUAAUUCUUGUCACAGUUUGGUUCAAGUCCUCUGCUGCCAUGGCCAAGGCAUUUUCUACACUGGCAGCUCACAUCAUGGUAGUCGUGCUAUUCUUUGGACCAUGCAUCUUCAUCUAUGUGUGGCCAUUUACUACCUAUCCUGUGGAUAAAUUUCUUGCUAUAUUUUAUACUGUUUUCACUCCCAUCUUAAAUCCCAUUAUUUACACACUAAGAAAUAGAGACAUGAAAGCUGUCAUGGGAAAAAUUGCUGCCCAGUACCUCCGACCACCCAAAAUUGCUGAAAUGCCAUUUGUAACAAGGAUUCCCCAUGAUUGA